Messenger RNA from Oreochromis niloticus (Nile tilapia), 10727 nucleotides. RefSeq names its product cadherin, EGF LAG seven-pass G-type receptor 2 (gene celsr2). The record is from RefSeq and is a predicted model, not a curated record. Gene Ontology annotation, cellular component: plasma membrane. NCBI's taxonomy places the organism in Eukaryota, Metazoa, Chordata, Actinopteri, Cichliformes, Cichlidae. Gene Ontology annotation, biological process: homophilic cell-cell adhesion; G protein-coupled receptor signaling pathway; cell surface receptor signaling pathway. Gene Ontology annotation, molecular function: calcium ion binding; G protein-coupled receptor activity.
AGGACUUGAAUGUAGCUGAAAUGUAAUCCUCCUCUUUUUAACACGAGCCCGAGAAUGCAACUUAUCUUAGGUUGAAACAAGGUCAGCCAAACCCCACAAUUUAAGGAAUUCCGACCGGUUAAUGAGCCAAACCAUUCCGAAGGUUUAUUAUAAUGAGGAGCCUGGAGACACUGGGGGGGGAGCAGGAGCCAUUUUUCUCAUUGAAGCGGAGUUGCGCGGACGGAGCGGAGGUUUUGCUGCUGCUGCUGCUGUAGCCGGCGUGUGUGAGUGUGUGUGUGUGUGCGUUUGUGUGGAUGUGAGAGCAGCUCCGGCCAAGGUUACUGCGGGUUAACCUCUUAAAAACAUCAGCCGGAGUGAGCGGAGAGGAGUGCGUCCGCUGAGAGCAUGGCUCUUCUUCAACAAAGGGAAACUUACAGGCGGAAAGUUUAAAGAAAUUAGGUGCCGCAGAAUUCGCCACUCGGGCGCACAAACUGAGGAGCGAUGCACUUCGUUAAAUGGGAUUUGUUGCUGUUACUCUGCUGUUGUAAACUGGUCGCACUGAUCCGCUGUUACGUUGUUCACAUCGGUGAGGAUGCCGGAGCGAGCGCGGUGGUGGCCGGCGCGGAGCGGGGCGCGCUGUGCACUCUGGAUCAGGUGCUGGCUCCAAAAUUCACCGAGGAGUUCCUGGAGACUGACGCGGCAGCGGGCAUCGUGUUUGUUUCGGGCUCCAUAAAGUGCCCCUCGCUGCGCUCAAACCCCUUCACCUUGUACACCGUGGAGGACUGCGCCGACUCCGGCUACAGGCACCUCCUCACCAGCCAGUACCAGGUGCAUGUACACGGUAGGAACUGUUCAAACACGCGUAAAAGAAAAGCUCAGUGGGACAUGGAGGUGCUCACUUUGUUCAGUACCCACAGUCAUCACAGCUUAGAGUGCCACCGAGCAGAUUCUGCUCUAUUCCCAGUGGGAGGUCUACUGCCUGGCCCUCCGAUCCGCUGCAAAGUCACCAACAGCCGUGAGUUUUAUUUCUCCGAAGGGAACUUGUUUGUGUCUGAGAAGCUGUGCUGGAGGCAGGACACUCUCCUGGAGCUGGACGUCCUCUGUGAUGUACUCACAGGGAGUGGGCUGAAUGUUCAAGUCAGCCCCAUCUCCAUCCACUGGCGUGUGGGAGAGGGCCCCUUUAGGCAGGGCCACAUAGAGAAGCUGUUACAGAGGGCAGCUCAGUCUGAUUCAGGGAUUUUAAGCAGGAGGAGUAGAAGAAGCAUCAACAGCAGCCCCCAGUUUCAGCCACCAAUGUAUCAAGUGUCUGUGGCAGAGAAUAAGCCCGCCGGGACUCCUGUUGUUGUUUUGAAAGCAGUGGAUGUGGAUGAAGGCGAGGCAGGCAGGCUGGAGUAUUUUAUUGAAGCUCUCUUUGACAGCCGCUCGAAUCAUCUUUUUGCUGUGGACCCUUCCAGCGGUGCUGUGUCUACAGUAGAAGUGCUGGACCGGGAAACAAAAGACACCCAUGUGUUUCGUGUGACCGCAGUGGACCACGGCACACCCCGGCGCACAGCCAUGGCCACACUCACUAUCACAGUCAGUGACACUAACGAUCACAGCCCUGUGUUUGAGCAACAGGACUAUAAGGAAAGUAUCAGGGAGAACUUAGAAAUAGGCUAUGAGGUGUUAACAGUGAGGGCUACAGACGGAGAUGCCCCCAUUAAUGGGAACAUCCUUUAUAACAUCCUCAACAAUAAUGGGUCCAAUGAUGUGUUUGAGAUUGAUUCCAGGUCUGGUGUAAUUCGCACUAAGGGGCUGGUGGACAGAGAAGAGGUGGAAGCCUAUAUGCUGUUAGUUGAGGCGAAUGACCAAGGUCGUGACCCCGGGCCCCGCAGCGCCACAGCUACUGUUCACAUUGUGGUAGAGGAUGAUAACGAUAAUGCCCCUCAGUUCAGUGAAAAGCGCUACGUGGUCCAGGUGCCAGAAGACAUGACCCCUAACACAGAGAUCCUGCAGGUCACCGCAACGGAUCAGGACAGAGGGAGCAACGCUGUCGUUCACUUCAGCAUCAUGAGCGGAAACACCCGGGGGCAGUUUUAUAUCGAUGCUCAGACAGGUAAAAUGGACCUGGUGAGUCACCUGGAUUAUGAGGCGAACAAAGAAUACACGCUGAGAAUCAGAGCUCAGGAUGGGGGACGCCCACCGCUGUCCAACAUCAGCGGCCUGGUUACGGUGCAGGUGCUGGAUGUUAACGACAACGCCCCCAUUUUUGUCAGCACGCCAUUCCAGGCCACCGUGCUGGAAAAUGUGCCGCUGGGUUACUCCAUCAUCCACAUCCAGGCUGUCGAUGCAGACUCCGGAGAAAACUCCAGGCUGGAGUAUCGGCUCACUGAAACCACGCCAAACUUCCCCUUCUCCAUCAAUAACAGCACGGGGUGGAUUGUAGUCGCAGACGAGCUGGACAGGGAGAGCGUGGACUUUUACAACUUCGGAGUGGAGGCACGUGAUCACGGCUACCCCGUCAUGUCAUCUUCAGCCAGCAUCAGCAUGACGAUCCUGGACGUCAAUGACAACAACCCAGAGUUCACGCAGAAGGCGUAUUACAUGAGACUAAAUGAAGACGCGGUCGUGGGGACCAGCGUGGUGACCGUGUCAGCUGUGGACCAGGACAUCAACAGCGUGGUGACGUAUCAGAUCGCGAGUGGAAACACCCGCAACAGAUUCUCCAUCACGAGCCAGAGCGGGGGUGGGCUCAUUACGCUGGCUUUGCCUCUGGACUACAAACUGGAACGCCAGUACGUCCUCACUGUCACGGCGAGCGACGGCACCCGCUUUGACACCGCCAAGGUGUUUGUUAACGUAACUGACGCCAACACACACCGGCCCGUGUUUCAGAGCUCACAUUACACCGUCAGCAUUAAUGAGGACAAGCCCGUGGGCACCACCGUGGUCGUCAUCAGUGCCACAGAUGAGGACACGGGCGAGAACGCGCGCAUCACCUACUUCAUGGAUGACAGCAUCCCUCAGUUUGACAUCGACCCCGACACGGGAGCUGUCACCACGCAGAUGGAACUGGACUACGAGGACCAGGUUUCCUAUACGCUGGCCAUCACUGCGCGGGAUAACGGCAUCCCACAGAAAUCUGACACCACCUACCUGGAGAUACUUGUGAACGAUGUGAAUGACAACUCUCCUCGUUUCCUCAGAGAUCACUACGUUGGUGCGAUAAUGGAAGACGUGCCCGUGUUCACCAGCGUGGUCCAGGUUUCUGCCACCGACAGAGACUCUGGCCUCAAUGGCAGAGUUUUCUACACCUUCCAGGGUGGGGAGGAUGGCGAUGGAGACUUUAUAAUUGAAUCCACCUCCGGCAUUGUUCGCACUCUGCGCAGGCUUGACAGAGAAAAUGUGCCCAUUUACACCCUGCAGGCCUUUGCAGUAGAUAAAGGUAUCCCUGCCCUGAAAACACCAGUAAACAUUCAAGUAACAAUCCUAGACGUGAAUGACAACCCUCCUGUGUUCGAGAAAGACGAGUUUGACAUUAUGGUGGAAGAAAACAGCCCCAUAGGCCUCGUGGUUGCACAUAUCUCAGCCACAGAUCCAGAUGAAGGCAGCAAUGCCCAGAUUAUGUAUCAGAUAGUGGAGGGAAACAUCCCAGAGGUGUUUCAGCUGGAUAUCUUCUCCGGAGAGCUGACUGCUUUAAUAGACCUGGACUAUGAGUUGAGGUCUGAGUACGUCAUUGUGGUCCAGGCCACCUCUGCGCCUCUCGUGAGCCGAGCCACAGUCCACAUCAAACUUGUGGACAAGAACGACAACGUGCCAGUCCUCAAAAACUUCCAGAUCAUCUUUAACAACUAUGUGACCGACAAAUCGAGCAGUUUUCCCACUGGAGUGAUCGGACGCAUCCCCGCGUACGACCCAGACGUCUCCGAUCAGCUGCACUACAGCUUUGACGUGGGAAACGAGCUGAACCUGGUCCUCCUGAACCAAAGCACAGGAGAGAUCCAGCUGAGCCAGGCCCUGGAUAACAACCGGCCCCUGGAGGCCUCCAUGAGGAUCUCAGUGUCAGAUGGUGUCCACUCAGUCUCAGCUCAGUGCAUUCUCCAAGUCACCAUCAUCACAGAUGAAAUGCUGUCCAACAGCAUCACGUUGCGAUUGGCCAACACCUCCCAGGAACAUUUCCUGUCCCUGCUGCUGUCUCAGUUCUUGGACGGUGUGGCCCGGGUCCUGUCCGCUGCCCCCGAAGACGUUGUGAUCUUCAACAUCCAAGAUGACACGGACGUCAGCGCUCGCAUCCUCAACGUCAGCUUGUCGGUGGCUGUGCCCGUGUUCGGGGAGGGACACCAGCGUCCCGGCGGGCUCGGUCACGGAGGCGACGGGCCCGGGAGAGGGGCUGAGCCUGGGGAGUUUUUUGGCUCGGAGGAGCUCCAAGAGAGAUUGUAUUUGAACCGCAGCCUUCUCGCUCAGAUUUCCUCCCAGGAGGUUCUUCCCUUUGAUGACAACAUCUGCCUGCGCGAGCCGUGUGAGAACUACAUGAAGUGUGUGUCGGUGCUGAAGUUUGACAGCCUGGCGCCCUUUGUUGCGUCCGAUACCAUCCUGUUCAGACCCAUCCACCCCAUCGCGGGGCUGCGCUGCCGCUGCCCCAGCGGCUUCACGGGGGACUACUGCGAGACUGAGAUCGACCUGUGCUACUCUAAACCGUGUGGACCUCAUGGCGUGUGCCGCAGCAGAGAGGGAGGAUAUACCUGCGAGUGCUUUGAGGACUACACAGGAGAACGCUGCGAGCUGUCGUCCCGCUCAGGCCGCUGUGCGCCGGGGGUCUGCAAGAACGGAGGCACCUGUGUGAACCUGCUGGUCGGCGGCUUUAAGUGCGAGUGUCCACCGGGAGGCUACGAGAAGCCCUACUGUGAGAUGACCACACGAAACUUUCCCCCGCACUCCUUCCUGACCUUUAAGGGCCUCCGCCAGCGCUUUCACUUCACCCUCUCGCUCACGUUUGCCACCAAAGAGCCCAAUGGUUUGUUACUCUAUAACGGCCGCUUCAAUGAAAAGCACGACUUCAUCGCAAUGGAAAUUAUCAACGAGCAGAUACAGCUCACCUUUUCUGCAGGUGAAACCAAGACUACAGUUUCCCCCUACAUCCUCGGAGGGAUCAGCGACGGCCAGUGGCACACGGUGGAAGUUCACUACUACAACAAGCCAAUCUUAAACCAGGCCGGCCUCCCGCAGGGCCCCUCAGACCAGAAGGUCGUAGUAGUGACGGUGGACAACUGCGACACCUCUGUGGCCCUGAGGUUUGGGCACAUGAUUGGAAACUACACGUGCUCUGCUCAGGGCAGCCAAUCAGGGUCCAAAAAGUCUCUGGAUCUGACGGGCCCCUUGCUCCUCGGCGGAGUCCCUAAACUCCCAGAAGAUUUUCCUGUUCGUAACCAGCAGUUUGUGGGCUGCAUGAAGAACCUGCGUAUCGACAACCAGCACAUAGACAUGGCCAGCUUCAUCGCGAACAAUGGCACUCUGCCAGGAUGCUCUGCCAAGAGACACUUCUGCAGCAAUAACCCAUGCCUGAAUGGAGGAACCUGUGUGAACCUGUGGGGCUCCUUCAGCUGUGAUUGCCCACUUGGGUUUGGAGGACGAAACUGCGAAAGAGUUAUGGCCAACCCACUGCGUUUCCUGGGUAACAGCCUGUUGCAGUGGAAUAACCUCGCCACGGUGGCGGCCUCCGUCCCCUGGCAUGUGGAGCUCAUGUUCCGCACACGCCAAGCCAGCAGCACGCUGCUUCACAUCUCCUCUGGCCUGCAGCACAACCUCACACUGCAGCUGCGUGGUGGGAGUGUGUUGAUGGGGCUGCACAGGGGGGAAGACUCCACUCUCUCCCGUGUGGAGGAGGUGCUGGUGAACGACGGAGACUGGCAUCAUCUGCAGCUGGAUAUCAAUAACGGGGGAGUGGCGAGCCACCAUAAGGCUGUUUUAUCUUUAGAUCACGGACUCUACUUGGCCAGCAUGGAUGUGGAUGGAAAGCUGCGGGACUCCAAAUUGAAGACUGUGAGCGUAGGUGGUGUGGCAAAGCCUGAUGGGAAAAUUCAGCACGGCUUCCGUGGCUGCAUACAGGGUCUGCGUGUCGGCGGGGCUGUGAGUCUCUCUCAGGCGAGGAAAGUGAACGUGGAGCAGGGCUGCAGCGUGCCCGAUCCCUGCAGCUCCAGUCCCUGUCCGUCCAACAGCUACUGCAGCGACGACUGGGACAGCCACUCUUGCAAAUGCAUCAAUGGUUAUUAUGGCUCCAACUGCACUGACGUGUGCUCGCUGAACCCCUGUGAACACGAGUCGGCGUGCACCAGGAAGCCGAGCUCCUCUCGCGGUUACACCUGUGACUGUCCCAACAACUACUUCGGCAAUUACUGCGAGAAAAAGACUGACCUGCCGUGUCGAGGCUGGUGGGGUCACAAGACCUGCGGCCCCUGCAACUGUCAGACAGACAAGGGUUUUGAUUCUGAUUGCAACAAGACGAGCGGAGAGUGUCGCUGCAAGGACAAUCAUUACCGGCCGGAAGACAGCGACACCUGCCUGCUGUGUGACUGCUACCCGGUCGGCUCUUUCUCCAGAGCGUGUGACCGAGAGAGCGGCCAGUGUCAGUGCAAACCCGGCGUCAUCGGACGUCAGUGCGACCGCUGUGACAACCCGUUUGCUGAGGUUACCCCUAACGGCUGUGAAGUAAUAUAUGACAGCUGCCCUCAGGCCAUCGAGGCUGGGAUAUGGUGGCCCAGGACUAAGUUUGGUCUCCCUGCAGCGGUUCCCUGUCCCAAGGGAACUCUCGGCACAGCGAUUCGACACUGUGACGAGCAUAAGGGCUGGCUGCCUCCUAAUCUCUUCAACUGCACCUCGGUUACCUUCAGCAAGCUGAAAGCUUUGUCUGAAAAGUUUUUCCGUAACGCCUCGCUCCUCGAGUCUGGGCGCAUUCAGCAGACGGCGGCGAUGUUGGCCAACGCCACGCUGCACACGGAGAAGUUCUACGGCAGCGAUGUGAAAGUGGCCUACCGGCUCACGCAGAGUCUGCUGCGUCAUGAAAGCAGCCAGCAGGGCUUCAACCUCACCGCCACACAGGACGUCCACUUCACAGAGAAUCUGGUCCGAGUGGGAAGCUCCAUCCUGUCUCCAGACACACGGCAGCACUGGGAGCUGAUCCAGCACUCGGAGGGCGGCACGGCGGCGCUCCUGCGCCACUACGAGGAAUACGCAAACACGCUGGCGCAGAACAUGAGGAAGACUUACCUCAGCCCCUUCACCAUUGUCACACCAAACAUAGUCAUCUCUGUGGACCGUUUGAAAAAGAUGAAUUUCGCCGGCGCCAAACUGCCGCGGUAUCAGUCCCUGAGGGGCCCUCGUCCUGCGGAUCUGGAGACGGCUGUCACCCUCCCAGACUCAGUCUUCCAACCACCUGUGGAAACGAAGGGCCACAGACACCUGGACGUCUUCCCAGAGUCCUCGCCGAGGAACCGCUCGGCCAACAGGAGGAAACGUCACCCCGAUGACAGCCAGCAGGACGCCGUCGCCAGCGUGAUCAUCUUUCACAGCCUGGCCUCGCUGCUGCCCGAGAGCUACGAUCCAGAUAAGAGAAGUCUGCGUGUCCCAAAGCGUCCAGUCAUCAACACCCCGGUGGUCAGCAUCACUGUGCACGACAACGACGCGCUGCUGCAGCACGUGCUGGACAAACCCAUCACCGUGCAGUUCCGCUUGGUCGCCACCGAGGAGCGCUCCAAACCCAUCUGUGUCUUUUGGAACCACACCAUACUAGCUGGUCACGGCGGCUGGUCGGCGAAAGGCUGCGAGGUGGUUUUCAGAAACAGCACCCACAUCAGCUGCCAGUGUUACCACAUGACGAGUUUCGCGGUUCUCAUGGAUAUCUCCAGGAGAGAGAACGGAGAGAUCCUGCCCAUCAAAAUCCUGACGUGGAGCACAGCCGGUGUGACGCUGGGCUUCCUCCUCCUCACCGCGAUCUUCCUGCUCUGCCUGAGAGCCAUGCAGUCCAACAAGACGAGCAUAAUCAACAAUGGAGCCACCGCUCUCUUCCUCUCAGAGCUCAUCUUCAUCCUUGGCAUCAACCAGGCCGACAACCCGUUUGUGUGCACAGUCAUCGCCAUCCUGCUGCAUUUCUUCUACCUCUGCACUUUCUCCUGGCUCUUCCUGGAGGGGCUGCAUGUUUACCGCAUGAUCAGCGAAGUCAGAGACAUCAAUUAUGGACCCAUGAGAUUCUACUACCUGAUUGGCUGGGGAGUUCCUGCCUUUAUCACAGGUUUGGCGGUGGGUUUGGACCCCGAAGGCUAUGGAAACCCUGAUUUCUGUUGGUUGUCUAUGUACGAUACCCUGAUCUGGAGCUUUGCAGGACCCAUCGCCAUAGUGGUGUCGAUGAACAUCUUUCUGUACAUCCUGUCGUCCAGAGCCUCCUGCUCGCUGAGACGCCACAGCAUCGAGAAGAAAGAGUCUCGUGUCUCUGGCCUGAAGACCGCAGGCUUUGUCCUCUUCCUGGUUUCAGUCACGUGUUUUCUCGCGCUCCUCUCCGUCAACAGCGACAUGAUCAUCUUCCACUACCUGUUCGCUGGUUUCAACUGCGUGCAGGGUCCCUUUGUUUUCUUCUUCCGUAUCGUCUUCAAUAAGGAAGCAAGGAACGCCAUGAAAUACUGCUGCAGCCGCAAGCGGCCUGAUCACAUGAUCAAAUCCAAGGCAUCUAGCUAUAAAUGCAACACCAACUACAUGGACGGGAGGUUGUACCACCUCCCCUUCGGCGAAUCCAGCGUGUCGCUGAACGGCACCAUGCAGAGCGGGAAGAGCCAGCAGAGCUAUGUGCCGUUUGUCCUCCGUGACGACGGGUUGAGUAACAGUCAGGCGCACAUCGCUCUCAACGACCACACGUCGCUCUUCCAUGAAACUAAGGAGCACUUGGACGAUCACGACAGCGACUCGGACAGCGACCUGUCUCUGGAGGACGACCAGAGCGGCUCCUACGCUUCCACUCACUCCUCUGACAGCGAGGACGAGGAGGGCCCCCUCCCGCCAGAGGAAUGCUGGGAAAAUCUGGCAUCCAAUGUCGCCAAGAGAUCCCAACCUCUCAGUCAAGACAAUGGUCUGAAUAAGCUGUACUGGCCUGGAGAGUACGCUGCCACAGUGAGUGACAGCGAGCUCACAGGUGGAGACAGAGCGAAGAUGGAAGCGCUGGCCAAUCAGGAGCCAAUCGUCCGCGACCCCCGGUUAUUGUCGGACGACAGAACAAAGGAAAGCGUGACGGUGCUGCUGCCUAGUCUGCCGAACUUCAGCGCCCACCCUCACAAAGGGAUCCUAAAGAAGAAGCAGCUCUCUCCCAUCGUGGAGAGGAACAGCUUCAACCGCAUCAACAAUGAACUGUGCGAAAACGCUCCGGGUACGGCGUCCCCUCAUGGAUCCUCCUCUAGUGAAAGUCAAGCGGCCUCGGCUAAACGCGGCCUGCCUGACCAGCUUAACGGGGUCGCCCUGAGCAUCAAGGCGGGGACAGUGGAUGGCGACUCAUCGGGAUCAGAGUCAUAGAGUGACUGCAAACAGGAAGCACUGGAUUUCCCCCUUGAUAAACUGUGGAAAGAAGGAAUUCCCCCUUCCCCUCUCGUCAUCUGAAGGAGUUUGUGUGUGCGUGCGAGUUCAUACACGUGUGCCAAAACUUCAGGAGUCCUUGCACCACCACCCCGCCCGCACCCUCACACAACAAGCCUCACUCUCCCUUUAAAGAAAUGGUUUUGUUUACAUACUUGAAGAAAUGCACUUUUUUUGAUUUACUGUCCCGAUUGGCUGGUGGUCCAUUUUUUUUCCAACUUUGUUUAUUUUUCCAGGAUUUUUAUAUCGUUAUGAUGACAGAUAAUAAAAAGAAGUCAUACUUUCGGGCUCAUUUAGUUGUACACUUGCAAACAUUCAGGGAAAUUUUCCAUUUUCAUCUACUGCUGUGUUUUGUGCCGUCUCUCUGGUCGCUGGAGCUGUCGGCGUCUCCGCCCAUCUGACGUUCGAUGACUUCGGACUCAGGCUGUUGAAGUUUUACAGGCCUGAAAAUAUCCAAGAGACGAAGCACGCUCGAGUGCGGGUCGUCCUCAGAGGCUCUUUGCGUGUUCGUGGACCGUGAGCUGCUCACUAAGACUGACUGCAUCUGCCUGGAUUCUCCAUGUAAGCUACUGAUUACUGAAGGGUGUUUCCAGAGGCCACAGGUGGGAGCAAACCUGUAUGUGCAGACCUUAAAAAGUAAAGACUCAAAGGACUUUUGAUACUUUUUUUUUGUAAGCCACUGAGAGCACAUCUCUUUUUUUUUUUUUUACGGACGUGGGAAUUUUUCAUUGUUUUAUCCGAAGGGCGCACACAUCUGAGUUCAGUGACUAAACAGCUGUAUUUUAUAGACUAGCAGCGAAGCUUGUGUCUUUUGUAAAGUAAUUAAAUACAUGAAAAUUUGAGCUGUAAUUCAUUUUUACUGUACAGAGUGGCCUGUAAAUGAAUCAAGAACAUAUGUUAGUAAAUAUGUACACACGUUCAGACCUUGAAUUUAGGAAAUACUCUUGAUAUCUGAGAGGGGAGAAGAAAAAAAAAAGUCUUAUAUGAGUAACUACUGAGAUUGAUGUGAAGCCAUUUUUUUACCAACCAUAUGAGUUUAAUGUAUAAAUUUCAUGCCAACACUACCACGUCAGUCAUGGUGUUAUAACACUGGUGUCCAAACAGAGGAUUGUCUUUCACUCUGCCGCUCCUGUUUGUACUGAUUAAACUGUUUUCUACCA